This is a messenger RNA of Tupaia belangeri chinensis (Chinese tree shrew), 1741 nucleotides long. RefSeq names its product C1q and TNF related 2 (gene C1QTNF2). The coding region runs from base 506 to 1594 and encodes 362 amino acids. Lineage: Eukaryota; Metazoa; Chordata; Mammalia; Scandentia; Tupaiidae. The transcript is spliced from 3 exons. The record is from RefSeq and is a predicted model, not a curated record. Gene Ontology annotation, molecular function: protein binding.
ACAGCACACUUAACAGGUGCCAUACAGACAUGCACAUACACACUGACACAUUUAUGAACACUCAUACACACAUUUAAACAUGGACCCAACACACAGAUAUCAAAUACACACUAUAAGUACAUCCAGCAACUGGAGUGCAGUUCAGUCACAUGGCAAGCUGCCAUCCUGGAUACUUACAUGCAUAUGUGCAUAACCAGACCCUGAUGCAUGUUUGGACACAUGCACUUACUGACACGCAUGCAACUAAACACCUAUGUAUAAUUUAUAAUCACUAUCAAGUGCAAGCACGGACAAUACACAAGGAAAUGCGCUGUUAGAAGCGGUCGUCCACAGCACUCAGCUCCAACUCCACAGUAAGAUAAUGCACAUCUGUGUGGAAACACGGAUGUCUCUGCAGACUCGUGCACAUGUACACACACCCUUGCAAAAGCACGAGUAAACCACUUUAAUGCACGAAAUACACUGACAAGUGCUACACACAUCGAGAUGUAUUGACACAACCAAGAUGUUGCCAGCUCUGGAAAUUUUUUCCAAACGGAUGCGAACGAGAGCCCUGCGCCCAGGGGCAGCCCACGUGACCGGGAGGAAGGCGCUCCCGCCCAUGACGGGAUGGGAAAACUAUGCCUGGGGCCCGCGCCGGGCCGGCAGCUGCCGCCGCGGGAGGCGGGGACGCCGAGCACGGCCCAGAGCUUCCACACUUCGGACGCCCCCAGACGUGGCAGCGAGGGUGGCCACCAUGAUUCCCUGGGUGCUCUUGGCCUGUGCCCUGCCCUGUGCUGCUGAUCCGUUGCUUGGUGCCUUCACUCAAAGGGACUUCCAGAAGGGCUCCCCUCAACUCAUCUGCAGCCUACCUGGUCCCCAGGGGCCACCUGGUCCCCCAGGAGCUCCAGGACCCUCAGGAAUGGUGGGAAGAAUGGGCUUUCCUGGCAAAGACGGCCAGGAUGGUCAGGACGGAGACCGUGGGGACAGCGGAGAGGAAGGCCCCCCCGGCCGGACAGGGAACCGUGGAAAGCCAGGACCAAAGGGCAAAGCUGGGGCCAUUGGGCGGGCUGGCCCUCGUGGCCCCAAGGGGAUCAGUGGUACCCCUGGGAAGCAUGGCAUGCCAGGCAAGAAGGGGCCAAAGGGCAAGAAGGGAGAGCCAGGCCUCCCCGGGCCCUGCAGCUGUGGUGGUAGCCGUGCCAAGUCAGCCUUCUCAGUGGCAGUGACCAAGAGCUACCCACGAGAGCGGCUGCCCAUCAAGUUUGACAAGAUUUUGAUGAACGAGGGUGGCCACUAUAACGCGUCCAGUGGCAAGUUCGUCUGCGGUGUGCCAGGCAUCUACUACUUCACCUAUGACAUCACUCUGGCCAACAAGCACCUGGCCAUCGGCCUGGUGCACAAUGGCCAGUACCGCAUCCGGACCUUCGACGCCAACACUGGCAACCACGACGUGGCCUCAGGCUCCACCAUCUUGGCUCUCAAGCAGGCAGAUGAGGUCUGGCUGCAGAUCUUCUACUCGGAGCAGAACGGACUCUUCUACGACCCUUACUGGACCGACAGCCUCUUCACAGGCUUCCUCAUCUAUGCGGACCAGGAUGACCCCAAUGAGGUGUAGCAGACUGGUGUAGGCCUCCAGGCAAGUGGACUUCCAGACAUGGGCUUACAGGACAAGGCCCCAGACUACACUGCAGGCUGAAGGUUGCAGGAGCUUCUGGUAUCCUCUGCUGCUUUUUUUACUCCAUCAUUAAAAUCUAAGCUUUUU